UCAAACAAUACUAAAGGGAUGAUAAUGUUUUAACUUUCUGGGAAAAAUGGUUCUAGGUCUUUGGCUUUGAAAGAGAACGAUAAAAAAGCAGCUCAUACGGAAGGAGAAUGAUAGAGUGUGGUUAGCAACCUGAAAGAGAUUUUAAGAAUCACAGUUAACCCUUGCGUAACCAUGCUCCCGUCCUAACAAGUGGCAGGUCUGGGAACCUCUUUUUGUUUUGUUUUGAUGUGAAACAAUAGUACCCUUUAAAAUACUGUGGGUUCAGCUGACUUUUGUGAGGUUUCUCUGGCCAGUGUGGAUUUACCAUAACAUCCAUGAUAGGAGGGCUAUUUUUAGAUAUAUUACCUAGCCGGUAGCCGGUGGCAGCCUGGCUAGGGCAUUCACCGUUCUCGUCUAUUACAUUGAAUACAGCACCGCGCGGAUGCACACUCUGCCCUGGAGAUUUGGGGCCUGGUACAAUGUAGGAAGCCUUCAGCGUGCGCCCCCAGUCUCGCCCGCCUGUGCGCCAGCUCCGCAAGCGGGGACGCUGGAAAUGGCCGGUGUCACCCACAGCUAGCCCACCCCCCCGAAAGACACCUAGCUCCCGGUGCAGUCCCACACGCUAGGACUCAGGGAAAGGGCUACACUCGCUGCCUGCGGACGCAGGAGACAGCAGGCCGGAGCUGCGGGCUGGUCUCUGCGGGAACCUGCGGGCGCGCGCGGGCAGGACCGAGCCUCGGCGGCUGUCGCUAUCUCUGUCGCUGUCGCUGUCGCCUGCAUGGGGGCUGCGCCGCGUCCCCGGAGGCAGGGCUGUCCCCACGCCCGCCCUGCCCGGCGCGUAGCGGUGUCAACUCAUUAAUUUCCACACCCUCGACGCCGGCCCGCUGCUGUCCUGCCCGCAGCACCCUCACUCUGGCCCAUGUGGCAGGACAAUUAGCAGACGGGCCGCCCGCGCCCGGCCGCGGGGAUGGAGACGCGCCGAGCCAAGUUGGCGGCACCGACGCGGCGCGGACCGGGGGCGUCCCGGCGCGCGCGGGGAGCUCUGUAGUCGCCGAGCGGGUCCGAGGAUUUUCCGGGGAAGGUCACGCCCGGGCUGUAGCCGAGGACAGGCGCGCGCAGCUCCCGCCCGGACCGCGUCCGGCCCACGUUGACGUUUGAGGAAUCCUGGAGUGUGAAAAUGAACUUGAAGGAGAAUUGGUGAAUUCCCACCCAGUGGGCGUCUUCAAACCCUGGUCGGCAAAGGGAAACCUUCAGGUGCUAAGAUCGCCGCCCUGCGCAUGAUCUCAGAGUGAACACGUCUGGUGGAAGAGGAAAAAAAAUGUAGUUCUGAAUCCAAUCAAGUGUUUGAAUCUCUCAAAUCAUCAACAAAAUUCCCCAAGAAAGUUCCAGUUGGCCCCACCGAUGCAUGGAGAUCCAAGGAGCCCGUGAAGAUGGAGAAAUCGAGGCACAGAGAAAUUAAGUGACUUUGCCACAGUCACAAGCUGGGGAGGACCAGGAUUAGGACUUAGCGAGAGCCCCUGACUCUGGGCCUGCGUCCUCCCAGGAGUCACGCUGCCUCCGUCCUCAGGAGAGAAGAUUCCCUGCAAGAUGGAGGUGGACACGGAGGAGAAGCGCCACCGCACGCGGUCCAAAGGGGUUCGAGUUCCCGUGGAACCAGCCAUACAGGAGCUGUUCAGCUGUCCCACCCCUGGCUGUGAUGGCAGUGGUCAUGUUAGUGGCAAAUAUGCAAGACACAGAAGUGUAUAUGGUUGUCCCUUGGCAAAAAAAAGGAAAACACAAGAUAAACAGCCCCAGGAACCUGCUGCCAAGCGGAAGCCAUUUGCGGUGAAGGCGGACAGUGCCUCGGUGGACGGCUGCUACGAGAGCGACGGCACUGAGGACAUGGACGAGAAGGAGGAGGACGACGACGACGACGACGACGAGGAGGAGUACUCCGAGGACAACGAGGAGGCCGGGGAUGACGAGGAAGACGAGGAGGUGGACCGAGAGGAGGAGGAGGAGAUCGAGGAGGAGGACGAUGACGACGACGAGGAGGAGGACGGGGAAGAUGUGGAGGACGAAGAAGAGGAAGAGGAGGAGGAGGAGGAGGAAGAGGAGGAGGAAGAAGAAAACGAAGACCAUCAAAUGAAUUGUCACAGUACUCGAAUAAUGCAAGACACAGAAAAGGAUGAUAACAAUAAUGAUGAGUAUGAUAAUUACGAUGAACUGGUGGCCAAGUCGCUGCUAAAUCUUGGCAAAAUUGCUGAGGAUGCGGCCUACCGAGCCAGGACUGAGUCAGAAAUGAACAGCAACACCUCCAACAGUCUGGAAGACGACAGCGACAAAAAUGAAAACCUGGGUCGGAAAGGCGAGUUAAGUUUAGACUUAGACAGUGACGUUGUUAGAGAGACGGUGGACUCCCUCAAACUCUUAGCACAAGGACAUGGCGUUGUGCUCUCAGAAAACAUUAAUGACAGGGGUUACGCAGACAGCAUGUCACAGCAGGACAGCAGGAACAUGAACUACGUCAUGCUGGGGAAGCCCAUGAACAACGGCCUCAUGGAGAAGAUGGUGGAGGAGAGCGACGAGGAGGUGUGCCUGAGCAGCCUGGAGUGCCUGCGCAACCAGUGCUUCGACCUGGCCCGGAAGCUCAGCGAGACCAGCCCGCAGGACAGGAGUCAGCCGCCAAACAUGAACCUCCGCCCGCACGCCAGGCCGGAGGAUGACUUCCCGGGGAGGACGCCGGACAGGAACUACUCGGACAUGAUCAACCUCAUGAGGCUGGAAGAGCAGCUGAGCCCCCGGUCCAGGGUGUUCUCGAGCUGUGCCAAGGAGGACGGGGGGCACGAGCGGGACGACGACACCACCUCCGUCAACUCGGACAGAUCCGAGGAGGUGUUUGACAUGACCAAGGGGAACUUGACCCUGCUGGAGAAAGCGAUCGCUCUGGAGACGGAGCGCGCCAAGGCCAUGCGGGAGAAGAUGGCCAUGGAGGCAGGCAGGAGGGACGGCAUGAGACCGUACGAGGACCAGUCCCCAAGACAGCUUCCCGGCGAGGACAGGAAGCCCAAGUCCACUGACAGCCAUGUCAAAAAGCCAUACUAUGGUAAAGAUCCCUCAAGAACAGAAAAGAAAGAGAGCAAGUGUCCAACCCCCGGGUGCGAUGGAACCGGCCACGUGACUGGGCUUUACCCCCAUCACCGCAGUCUGUCCGGAUGCCCGCACAAAGAUAGGGUCCCUCCAGAAAUCCUUGCCAUGCACGAAAGUGUUCUCAAGUGCCCCACUCCGGGCUGCACGGGGCGAGGGCACGUGAACAGCAACAGGAACUCGCACAGAAGCCUUUCUGGAUGUCCUAUUGCUGCAGCAGAGAAACUGGCAAAGGCCCAGGAAAAACACCAGAGCUGUGACGUGUCCAAGUCUAACCAGGCCUCGGACCGAGUCCUAAGGCCCAUGUGCUUCGUAAAGCAGCUGGAGAUUCCUCAGUACGGCUACCGAAACAAUGUCCCCACAACCACGCCGCGCUCCAACCUGGCCAAGGAGCUCGAGAAAUAUUCCAAGACCUCGUUUGAAUACAGCAGCUACGACAACCAUACUUAUGGCAAGCGAGCCAUAGCUCCCAAGGUGCAAACCAGGGAUAUAUCCCCCAAAGGAUAUGACGAUGCGAAGCGGUACUGCAAGGACGCCAGCCCCAGUGGCAGCACCACCAGCAGCUAUGCGCCCAGCAGCAGCAGCAACCUGAGCUGUGGCGGCGGCAGCAGCGCCAGCAGCACCUGCAGCAAGAGCAGCUUCGACUACACGCACGACGUGGAGGCGGCCCACAUGGCAGCCACGGCCAUCCUCAACCUGUCCACGCGCUGCCGCGAGAUGCCACAGAACCUCUCCACCAAGCCACAGGACCUGUGCACCGCACGGAACCCCGACAUGGAGGUGGAUGAGAACGGGACUCUGGACCUCAGCAUGAACAAGCAGAGGCCAAGGGACACCUGCUGCCCCAUCCUGACGCCCCUGGAGCCCAUGUCCCCCCAGCAGCAGGCGGUGAUGGACAGCAGGUGCUUCCAGCUGGGCGAAGGCGACUGCUGGGACCUGCCCGUCGACUACACCAAGAUGAAGCCCCGGAGGGUAGACGAGGACGAGGCCAAGGAGAUCACUCCGGAGGAGCUGGACCCGUUCCAGGAGGCUCUCGAAGAAAGAAGGUACCCGGGGGAGGUGACCGUCCCCAGUCCGAAACCCAAGUACCCUCAGUGCAAGGAGAGCAAGAAGGAUUUGAUAACAUGUCCAACUCCGGGGUGUGAUGGGAGUGGUCAUGUGACUGGUAAUUACGCCUCACACAGAAGUCUGUCGGGCUGCCCGCUGGCUGACAAGAGCAUCCGGAGCAUGCUGGCCACCAGCUCCCAAGAACUCAAGUGCCCCACCCCUGGCUGCGACGGCUCUGGACACAUCACUGGGAAUUACGCUUCUCACCGGAGCCUUUCAGGGUGCCCCAGGGCGAAGAAGAGCGGCAUCCGCGUGGCGCAGAGCAAGGAGGACAAGGACGACCAGGAGCCCAUCAGGUGUCCGGUGCCCGGCUGUGACGGCCAGGGCCACAUCACAGGGAAGUACGCCUCCCACCGCAGCGCGUCCGGGUGCCCCUUGGCGGCCAAGAGGCAGAAGGACGGGUACCUCAAUGGCUCCCAGUUCUCGUGGAAGUCGGUCAAGACGGAGGGCAUGUCCUGCCCCACGCCAGGCUGCGACGGGUCGGGCCACGUCAGCGGCAGCUUCCUCACGCACCGGAGCUUGUCCGGGUGCCCGAGAGCCACGUCGGCGAUGAAGAAGGCGAAGCUGUCCGGCGAGCAGAUGCUGACCAUCAAGCAGCGCGCCAGCAACGGUAUAGAGAACGAUGAAGAGAUCAAACAGUUAGAUGAAGAGAUCAAGGAGCUAAAUGAGUCCAAUUCCCAGAUGGAAGCCGAUAUGAUUAAACUCAGAACUCAGGUAACAAUCACCACGAUGGAGAGCAACCUGAAGACCAUCGAGGAGGAGAACAAGGUGAUCGAGCAGCAGAACGAGUCCCUCCUGCACGAGCUGGCCAGCCUGAGCCAGUCCCUGAUCCACAGCCUGGCCAACAUCCAGCUGCCCCACAUGGAUCCAAUCAAUGAACAAAAUUUUGAUGCUUACGUGACUACUUUGACGGAAAUGUAUACAAAUCAAGACCGUUAUCAGAGUCCAGAAAAUAAAGCCCUACUGGAAAAUAUAAAGCAGGCUGUGAGAGGAAUUCAGGAGGAUGGUGUUUGGUGGGGGCAAUAAAUGAGGUUUUUUGCAUUCCAAGGAAAUGGCAUAUGGAUUAACUGUAAGAAAUGAAAUAAGUAAUUUAUUGUAAGACAACAUCAAGCCAUGGAAACUUGGCAGAAGAUUCAAAGCAGCUUAAACAGCACUUUUAAAUUAACUCCUAAACAUUACAUGGUGUGACUAUGGAAACGUCAGUUCAGACAGGAGCUUGUCAGAGGUGGACCCCACGAAGAUUUCCUUUUCCUUGUCAAUAAACUUUGGAACAAGCUUCUCGUGCCCCUAGAGCCCGCUGCCCUCUGAGCUGCCUGCCCCGGCGGGGCAGCUCGCCGAGCAGAGCCUGCGUGUUUUCAGUUUAAGCUAAAAGAUCGUUUAAGCGCGUUCUCUUCCCCUUCUCACUUUUAAGAAUCAUUAUUGUCGUUAAUCUUAUGAUUUGAGGGGUAAAGGCAAAUGGUUUGUGAGAGUUCUGGUUACUGGACUGAAUUUUCUGCUGGAUCUGGUGAAAAAGCAGCUCAGUAAACCCCCUUGACUUUGGCGAGCGUCUGGCCCCACUGAGAGUCCUCCCACGUGGGGUCCGUGUCCCUCCCCCCGGAGACCGGUGACCACAGAGCACUUGCGUGGCCUGUCACUUGAUUACCGUGACCUAUUCUAAGAAUGAAUGCAAUCAGAUCUUAAAAGUUACCUAAAUAUACUUCAGCACUUUUUUGCUUUACACUAGAUCAUCUUAGACUUGUUUGUGCCCCGAGGCCGGACUGCGUUGCUCGCGGCGACCGCGCCGUCUGUCUGCAUAAGACCACUCCCGACUGCGCCUCCUCCUGAGUAGUCCCUUGAUGGUGUGUUGUGUUCCUGGCGUUGACUUGGUUUACAUUUGAUAGCAUCUCUUCCUUCCAUGUCUUGAUGUUAUGCAGGAAGUACAGAAGUACUUUAAAAUUUUGUUAUGAAAUAAAAAAAAAAAAGAUGGGUUUUGUAAAAAUAAAAAAAAAAAUAUUUUUAGCAGAACAGGACUUACAGGGUCAUUGUCCCCACAAUGUGCCAGUCGACUAUUUGCACUUACCUUGUCCUAUAUAUCCGUACGGAGGUGUGCAAUUCCUGUGUCAGCAGCCUUGUGACACUGAACCUGGGUGGAGUCGAGGAGCCCACGGCUGAUCCAUGAUGUUGGGAAGAGAGGACUACAGGGAUCUGACGACAAAUAUUCUGAUACAAUAUCAACCUCGGUAUAUAUAUAUGUAUAAAUAUAUGUAUAUCCCAGCGGCACUUUAUACUGCUCACUGUACAAACGCUUACAGUUUUCCACGAGGACUUCACUGACAGCUGGGAAAAGAUGAUGUAAUUACCGGGCCUCGGCGGAACCCGGCCCGCUCAGCCCCUCUCUGUUGCUAUCGGUUGCAGCUGCCAUGCUCAGAAUUGCCUUCGAGAGGUGAAGCAAGGUGCUUGCAGUCACCCGGGGCCGCCCCCGAGGCCCAGGGCCCCGCCCCGCCCGGGCCCCGCCCAUGACAGCAUCUGCAUUCCCCACGCGUCGUGUCUGCAGCUUCUUUGCAAUAUAGUAACGCUUUUAGUAGAGUACUAGGUAGCUUCGGUUUUGGGUUCUUACUGUUAUCACCUAUGUACAAUGGAAAGGGAUCUUAAGCACAAAUCUGCUGCUCAUCUAGCGUCGGUACAUAAUAUCAAAUCAAAAGUUAUCUGUGACUAUUAUAUAGGGAUCACAAAAGUGUCACAUAUUAGAAUGCUGACCUUUCAUAUGGAAUUAUUGUGAGUCAUCAGAGUUUAUUUAUUAUAACUUAUUGUUCAUAUUCAUUUCUAAGUUAAUUUAAGUAAUCAUUUAUUAAGACAGAAUUUUGUAUAAACUAUUUAUUGUGCUCUCUGUGGAACUGAAGUUUGAUUUAUUUUUGUACUACACGGCAUGGGUUUGUUGACACUUUAAUUUUGCUAUAAAUGUGUGGAAUCACAAGUUGCUGUGAUACUUCAUUUUUAAAUUGUGAACUUUGUACAAAUUUUGUCAUGCUGGAUGUUAACACAUCUUACUCUAAAUAAAAAAGGUGUUGCCACAUUUGUAGCACGAAGGAUCUCUAA
Molecule: messenger RNA, 7287 nt
Organism: Microcebus murinus (gray mouse lemur)
Lineage: Eukaryota; Metazoa; Chordata; Mammalia; Primates; Cheirogaleidae
Source: RefSeq, a predicted model, not a curated record